AUGGGUAGUUGGCUUAUAUUUUUCCUUACUAUUUCUUCACUUUUAUGCCUCAGCCCCAUUUCUCACGCUGCAAGGCCGACUCCUGAAUAUUCGCCCGACCCAAUCAAGGCUGUUAAUCUUGGUGGAUGGCUUGUUGCUGAGGGGUGGAUCACACCCGAUUUGUUUGAUAACAUUCCGGUUAAUAAAGAUCUGUUGGAUGGAACCCAAAUACAAGUUAAGUCGGUAACACAGAACAAUUACCUCUCAGCCCAAAAUGGAGGUGGUUCGACAAUCAUCGCAAAUCAACCAUCCGCAUCAACAUGGGAGACUUUCAAAUUAUGGAGAAUCACUGAGACAACCUUUCAGUUUAGAGUCCUCAAUUGGCAAUUUUUUGGCAUCGAUGAUAAUGGGAAUCUAGUGGCCACUUCAACCUCUUCCGAUGACUCAGAUUCUUCACAUACAUUUUUUAUCGUGAGAAAAGAUGAUGAGCCCAAUCGAAUACGAAUCAAGGCCCCAAAUGGUUCUUUCUUACAAGUAAAUUCAGAUGCAACAGUCACUGCUGACUAUACCGAGAAUACUAACUGGGGAGAUGAUGAUCCAUCAGUGUUUAUAGUGACAAAUGUGUAUCAAUUGAAGGGGGAGUUUCAGGUCACCAACGGUUAUGGUCCAAAUAUUUCUUCCUCUGUAAUGACGAAACAUUGGAAUAGCUUCAUAGUGGAAGAUGACUUCAAGUUUCUAUCUGAUAAUGGAUUGAAUGCUGUGAGGAUUCCUGUUGGGUGGUGGAUACGAUUUGAUCAAAACCCACCCCGCCCUUUUGUUGGUGGAUCCCUACAAGUAUUAGACAAUGCCUUCUCUUGGGCAGAGAAGUACAAUAUAAAAGUGAUCAUUGAUAUUCAUGCUAUGCCAAGUUCGCAAAAUGGCUGGGAGCAUAGCGGAACAAGAGAUGGAUUACAAUCAUGGGGUCAGACUGAUGACAGUAUUGAUCAAUCAGUUGUUGUGGUCGACUUCCUAGCCUCUAGGUAUGCAAAUAAACCUAGCUUGUAUGCAAUUGAGUUGAUCAAUGAACCAUUAGCUCCUGGUGUAGAUUUAGAUAGUCUAAAAAAGUACUAUAAGGCUGGCUAUGAUACAGUUAGGAAGUACUCAAAUGUAUUUGUGAUCAUGUCAAAUCGAUUAUCGAUUAGUGAUCCUACAGAGCUCAUCCAAUUCGCAAGCAGCUUCUCAGGCUCUGUUGUUGAUGUCCAUUACUACAACCUCUUCUCAAACAUUUUUGAAGGCAUGUCAGUGCAACAAAAUAUUGACUAUAUAUACAAUAAUCGAGCUUCUACUCUUAGUUCCCUAAUGGUUUCAAAUGGUCCUCUUAUAUUUGUUGGUGAAUGGGUGGAUGAUAUGGAUGUGAACAAUGCAUCAAAAGAUGAUUAUCAAAGGUUCGGAUCAGCCCAACUUGAUGUUUACGGGAGGGCGACCUUUGGGUGGUCAUAUUGGACUCUUAAAGCUGCUCAAAAUGAAUGGAGUUUGGAAUGGAUGAUUACAAAUGGAUACAUAAAUGUUUAA
This is a messenger RNA of Dendrobium catenatum, 1530 nucleotides long. Its product is annotated as glucan 1,3-beta-glucosidase A-like. Gene Ontology annotation, cellular component: actin cytoskeleton; cytoplasm. The transcript is spliced from 7 exons. The record is from RefSeq and is a predicted model, not a curated record. Gene Ontology annotation, biological process: cell migration; actin filament bundle assembly; establishment or maintenance of cell polarity. Gene Ontology annotation, molecular function: actin filament binding; hydrolase activity, hydrolyzing O-glycosyl compounds. The coding region runs from base 1 to 1530 and encodes 509 amino acids. NCBI's taxonomy places the organism in Eukaryota, Viridiplantae, Streptophyta, Magnoliopsida, Asparagales, Orchidaceae.